Molecule: messenger RNA, 3431 nt
Organism: Apus apus (common swift)
Lineage: Eukaryota; Metazoa; Chordata; Aves; Apodiformes; Apodidae
Product: BEN domain-containing protein 5
Exons: 13
Coding region: 6-1490 (494 amino acids)
Biological process (GO): proteolysis; negative regulation of DNA-templated transcription
Molecular function (GO): metallocarboxypeptidase activity; zinc ion binding; DNA binding
Source: RefSeq, a predicted model, not a curated record
CAAAUAUGGCGGAGAGGAGCAGGACGGCAGAGACGGGUAAUGCCAUAGGAAGUGAUGAUCCCAUAGCAGGGAACGUGAGCAAGCACACUGUUCUCCCAGCUGGUUAUUGUGGACAGCCCAAAAAAGGACACCUUGUAUUUGAUGCCUGCUUUGAAAGUGGCAACCUUGGACGGGUGGACCACAUCACAGAGUUUGAGUAUGACCUGUUCAUUAGACCAGAUACCUGUAACCCCCGCUUUCGAGUUUGGUUCAACUUCACUGUUGAAAAUGUAAAAGAAUCACAGAGGGUGAUUUUCAAUGUCGUCAACUUCAGUAAAACAAAAAGCCUCUAUAGAGAUGGGAUGGCUCCAAUGGUGAAAUCCACAAGCAGACCAAAAUGGCAACGAAUACCCUCGAAAAAUGUGUAUUACUAUCGCUGCCCAGACCACAGGAAGAACUAUGUCAUGUCAUUUGCUUUUUGCUUUGACCGUGAGGAUGACACUUAUCAAUUUGCUUACUGCUACCCCUACACCUAUACUCGCCUUCAGCACUAUCUUGACAACCUCCAAAGGAGGAACAUGGACUACUUUCGCAGGGAACUGCUGGGACUCAGCGUGCAGAAACGGCGGCUUGACCUCCUGACAAUAACCAGCCCCGCAAACCUGCGUCCAGGGGCUGAACAGAAAGUGGUGUUCAUCACUGCACGGGUCCACCCUGGGGAAACACCAUCUUCCUUCGUGUGCCAAGGUAUAAUUGAUUUCCUUGUGAGCCAGCAUCCAAUUGCAAAAGUACUGAGAGACCACCUGGUCUUCAAGAUUGCACCCAUGCUCAAUCCUGAUGGAGUGUACCUAGGAAACUACAGGUGCUCUUUGAUGGGGUUUGAUUUAAACCGGCACUGGGCAAAUCCAUCUCCCUGGGCUCAUCCCACACUGCACGGUGUGAAACAGCUCAUCAUUGAGAUGUACAACAAUCCGAAGAUUAACCUGGAGUUCUAUAUUGACAUCCAUGCCCACUCCACCAUGAUGAAUGGAUUCAUGUAUGGGAACAUCUUUGAAGAUGAGGAAAGAUUUCAGCGACAGGCUGUUUUUCCCAAGCUACUCUGUCAGAAUGCUGAAGACUUCUCUUAUUCCAGCACAUCAUUCAACAGAGAUGCUGUGAAAGCAGGGACAGGCCGGCGUUUCCUUGGUGGGCUGUUAAAUGAUACAUCCUACUGCUACACUCUGGAAGUCUCAUUCUACAGUUACAUAUUGGGUGGACCUACUUCGGCUGUCCCCUACACAGAAGAAGCAUAUAUGAAGCUUGGAAGAAAUGUGGCCAGGACAUUCUUGGAUUACUACAGGCUGAACUCCUUGGUGGAUAGACCACUAGGACCUACUCCUAAAACUCGGAAAGAAAAAAUUCCAGUUUUGAAAUGCCCUACCCAACGAGGCCAAGGGAACAGCCAUGCUGCUGGCAAACCAGAGAAGAGGAGCCAGGUUCACCUGAAGGACCAGUUGCUCUCCACACGAUGAGAGGAGAGGGGAGAAGAGGAGGGCUGGUCUGCAGGGCAAGGCAGAGGAGCAUGUCAGAGUCUGGAACUGAUGAUGUUUCUCUUUUUUUUCCCAGACAAGUAUUUCUAAGAUAACAAAUGAUCCUAGGAAGAGAAAGGGAAAUUAGCUCGAAAUUUUACUAUUGAUUCUUUUUUUUUAUUUAUAGAUGGUAAAUCAAUCUCAGGGCCUUUUUCUUUUUCCUUUGCCUUUUUUUUUUUUUUUUUUUUUUGUCUCAGCUCUAGGGGAAAAAAAGUAACCUGAUAGAUUUACAGACAUAAUUUGCAGUGGCUGAAAAGCUAUUUGGUAAAAUGAGAAAGCCUCCCCUUCCUCCACCAGCCUUGCUCUCUCUUUAAAGGGGUAAUCCAUACGAUGAGCUAACAAGGGAGUCCUGGCUCCCCUGCUGCAGCAUGUGAUGUCUCCCCUUUUAGUGUCAGGCUCAGAAGCUCUUAUGCCAAUUGCAUGUGCUGGCCCUGUUAGCUUGCAUUAAGAGAGCCUGAUAAAUAGGUUCUGGGAGUCAGGCAGGUGCUCCUCAGUGUGCUGUUUAUCAUCUGCUGCAUGGUUAGCUUUUCUGCUCUUCUAUCAGAUAAUUUGAGGGAAGGGGUCAUAUGAGAAAUGUUACUGUCAGGCUACAGGCAUGAAACUCACUGCAAGCCCUGUCUAACAGGCAGGAGCCAUGAUCCUCCAGCAAAAACUGGUUGGGGUCUAGAAAGACUGGACUUCCCAACAGAUGUGUGACUAGGGCAGUGUGAGGUGAGCUAGUGUUGAAAGGGAUGAACAAACAGUAUUGAGCUAAUCCCAAGCAAAACCUCAGAACCUUCUCCUUCCAUGGGCAGCAAGUGAAAUUUCUGCUUGAAGCCACUGUCGCUAGGCAGUCUUGUCUCCUGUCCUGUAUGACUAAUUGAAACAUCUGCCAGUGCUGUGGGUUUAAAGCAUGAAGCCAGUGGUUCUCAAAUUGGAGAGUAAAAAAGGAUGAUCGAGAGGGGUCUUGCAGCCAAGAAGCCAGUAGGCCCUCAUACGUGCUUAUCUGUCUUUAAUACAGUUCCCACAUCUAUGUCUCAACAGAUAGAAGGGAGCUCUAUGUAAAGUCCUUGAGCUCUUUUCCACACAAGCAGGGUGAAGACUUGAAGGCUGACGUCUGUGUUUUGUGUCUCAGGACCUCAUGUGCACUUCUGGAGGCCCACCACAACAGACCUCCUGGGAGAAACUGGGCCACGGUUUCCCUUCCAGGUAGCUUUACUGUGGCCAGAAAGAGUGAGAAGGAACAAAUCAGGGCAAAGAACUGGCUUUGCGUGCCUCUGAAAAAGGACAAGCUACUCUGGAUCUUGCAAAACUUGAGCUGAUAGUGUCUGUGCAUUAUCCACCUGUUAGCUGGGCUUUCAUUAGUUAAUUAGUUUCUCUCUGAUAAGGGGAACUUGGUUAAAAACAAGAAAGAGAUAUCCCACUGGAAGGAAAAUUAUCUAAAACACUAAGCAAAUUUGGUAUUUUCAGCAUUUCAAGGUGAAGGGGUUAAACUGGCCGUGUUUUUGGGGGGAAUAAAAUGCCUUCACAUGGUGAAUUCCAAGGCAUCCAAAAGGCACAGUGCUGGCUCUGUGUCUCCAAUAGCAGAGUAAUGAAUAGCAGUGACAGUGUGAUAAUUAAAAUGACCUCUUGGAGAUAUGGAUUAGAAGGUAUGCAGAGGAGGGAUAAGUUCUCCUUUGAAUUAAUCUAGUGUUAAUUUAUGGCUAUCGUUGGAUUUUAUAAGGUUUUAGUGGAAGACUUUCAAAGUUGGUUUACUGGGGUGAUAAUAUUCCUUCUGCAUAUUCACUGGAAUAACACUGGCAGAGUUUCUCAUUAUUUCUUUUUGAAUGCUUAUAUAAAUAUAUAAUGACAGAGUUUCAGGCAUUUGCUUAGCUGCUAAAGAGUCCACUGUAGAAAUAUGAAUAA